CUGUGGCUCUCUCCUGGGGCUCGGUGCCUUUGGCCGAGGCUGGAGACAGCUGUGAACAGCCACGGGCAGCUGAGGUGGCAGUGGGAACUCUCCCGAGAUGUUCAGCCAGGUGCCCAGGACCCCGGCUGCAGGCUGCUACUAUCUAACUCCCAUGACACCUGAGAGCCAGGAGAUGUACUUGCGAUUUGAUCAGACUGCCAGACGCUCUCCCUACAGGAUGAGCCGGAUCCUAGCACGCCAUCACCUAGUGACUAAAAUUCAACAAGAAAUCGAGGCGAAGGAAGCAUGUGACUGGCUGCGAGCUGCUGGGUUCCCGCAGUACGCUCAGCUGUAUGAAGAUUCCCAGUUCCCCAUCAACAUUGUGGCUGUCCAAAAAGACCAUGAUUUUCUUGAAAGGGACCUUGUAGAGCCUCUUUGCAGACGACUUAAUACGUUGAACAAGUGCGCCUCAAUGAGACUUGAUGUGAACUUCCAAAGGAAAAAGGGUGACGACUCGGAUGAGGAAGAUCUCUGCAUCAGCAACAAAUGGACUUUCCAGAGAACCAGCCGCAGGUGGUCCCGUGUGGAUGACCUGCACACGCUCUUCCCAGGGGCAGACAGAAACGGGUCCCCAGGAGGCCCUAGGAUGAGAAACACGACCAGCAGCGAGAGUGUGCUCACGGAUCUGAGUGAACCCGAGGUCUGCUCCAUUCACAGCGAAAGCAGCGGGGGCAGCGACAGCCGCAGCCACUCAGGGCAACACUGUGUCGACGGCCCGCUAGUUCUAGAGGGCACCCUGGUCAGCAGUGGCCUCCCACAGUCUCCCCGAGACAGUCUCGGCUACCCUUCCCACCCCAAGAAUGAGAAACCCGCCAGGGCCAGAGCCAAGUCGUUUUUGAAACGCAUGGAUACCCUUCGAGCUAAGGGAGCACACGGGAGGCAUAAGGGGUCAGGGCGGACAGGUGGCCUGGUCAUCAGUGGACCUGUGCUGCAGCAGGAGCCAGAGUCCUUUAAGGCCAUGCAGUACGUCCCUAUACCCAAUGGCGAUGUGCAGACCUCGCCUCCAUCUGCCUGCAGGAAAGCGCUUCCCUGCUCCAGUAAGUCAAGUGGUGAGAGCAGCCCCUUGGAGAAUAGCAGCCGAGUGAGCACUCCAUGUAUGAAGGAGCGCAAGUGCCACUAUGAGGCCAACAAGCGUGGGGGCAUGUACCUGGAGGACCUGGAUGUGCUGGCAGGGACCGCGCCACCAGAUACAGGGGACCAAAACCACACGCAUGGGUUUCAUUCCCAAGAGAACUUGGUGGUCCAUAUUCCCAAGGAUCACAAACCAGGAACGUUCCCCAAGGCACUUUCUAUAGAAAGCCUGUCACCCUCAGACAACAGCAAUGGGAUUAACUGGAGGACCAGAGGCAUCUCCCUGGGCAGACAACAGGGCCCAGGCAUGAGGGAACCCAGACUCAUGGCGUCCUGCCACAGAGCCAGUCGGGUCAGUAUCUAUGACAAUGUCCCUGGCUCACAUCUGUACGCCAGCACAGGAGAUCUCUUGGACCUGGAAAAAGAUGGCCUCCUCCCACAGCUGGAUGACAUCUUACAGCAUGUCAACGGCAUCCAAGAAGUAGUGGAUGACUGGUCAAAAGAUAUCUUACCCGAACUUCAAAGUCACGAUGUGCUCGCAGGGGAGCCUGCCUUAUCCCCGUUUCCAUCUCCUAACCAGAUCACUUUAGAUUUUGAAGGCAACUCAGUCUCAGAAGGUCAGACGACACCCAGUGACGUGGAAAGGGAUGGAACUUCUCUGAAUGAAUCGGAAGCUGCCGGGGUCAAAGAAAGAAGGGACUCUGGUGUGGGGGCCUCUCUGACCAGGCCAAACAGGCGACUACGAUGGAGCAGCUUCCACCUCUCACACCAACCGCAGCCGUCCCCAGCCACCCCGCACAUCAGCAGCCAGACGGCGGCCCAGCUGAACCUGCUCCAGCGCUUCUCGCUGCUUCGUCUCACGGCCAUCAUGGAGAAGUACUCCAUGUCUAACAAGCACGGCUGGACCUGGUCCGUUCCGAAGUUCAUGAAGAGGAUGAAGGUUCCCGACUACAGAGACAAGGCUGUCUUCGGUGUUCCUCUCAUAGUCCAUGUCCAGAGAACAGGACAGCCCCUGCCUCAGAGCAUUCAACAAGCACUGAGGUAUCUACGUAGCAACUGUCUGGAUCAGGUGGGACUUUUCCGCAAGUCGGGAGUGAAGUCUCGAAUCCAUGCUCUGCGUCAAAUGAACGAGAGCUUCCCUGAGAACGUGAGCUACGAAGACCAGUCUGCGUAUGACGUGGCAGACAUGGUGAAGCAGUUCUUCCGGGACCUCCCUGAGCCCCUGUUCACCAACAAGCUCAGUGAGACCUUCCUCCACAUCUAUCAGUAUGUCCCCAAAGAACAGCAGCUGCAGGCUGUGCAGGCAGCCAUCCUGCUGCUGGCGGAUGAAAACCGGGAGGCCCUGCAGACGCUCCUGUGCUUCCUCCACGAUGUCGUGAACUUAGUGGAAGAGAAUCAGAUGACGCCCAUGAACCUGGCCGUGUGCCUGGCCCCCUCCCUCUUUCACCUUAACUUACUGAAGAAAGACAGCUCGCCAAGGGUCAUCCAAAAGAAAUACGCCACUGGGAAGCCAGAUCAGAAGGACCUCAAUGAAAAUCUAGCCGCAGCCCAGGGCCUCGCCCACAUGAUCACAGAGUGCAACCGACUCUUUGAGGUCCCACAUGAGAUGGUGGUCCAGUCUCGGAGCUCCUACUUGGAGGCUGAGAUCCAUGCACCCAGCCUGGAAGACUUGGGAACACAGGUGGCAGAGAGCGGGGCAACUUUCCACACGUACCUAGAGCAUCUUGUCCAAGGCCUCCAGAAAGAAGCUAGGGAGAAAUUCAAAGGGUGGGUCGCAUGCUCCAGCCCCGACAACACAGAUCUGGCUUUCAAAAAGGUGGGGGACGGGAACCCGCUGAAGCUGUGGAAGGCGUCUGUGGAGGUGGAGGCACCACCGUCUGUGGUGUUGAAUCGUGUGCUGAGGGAACGCCACCUGUGGGAUGAGGACUUCGUUCAGUGGAAAGUUGUGGAAACUUUGGACAGACAAACCGAAAUCUACCAGUACGUGCUGAACAGCAUGGCCCCGCAUCCCUCCAGAGACUUCGUGGUUCUCAGGACCUGGAAGACUGACUUGCCCAAAGGAAUGUGCACCCUGGUAUCCCUGUCUGUGGAGCAUGAAGAAGCCCAGCUGAUGGGCGGCGUGCGGGCGGUGGUGAUGGACUCUCAGUACCUGAUAGAACCAUGCGGUUCCGGCAAGUCCAGGCUGACCCACAUCUGCAGGAUAGACCUGAAGGGUCACUCCCCAGAAUGGUACAGCAAAGGCUUUGGACACCUCUGCGCUGCUGAAGUCGCCAGAAUUAGAAACUCCUUCCAGCCCCUCAUUGCUGAGGGUCCAGAGACAAAAAUCUGAGCUCUCCCCAGUGUGGCGUCAAACUCAGGGAACACGAAGAGGAAUGAACGAACGGUCACCGUGUGUGGAGUGCGCUGUCCCGUGGGAACCGGUGGCCACGGACCAUAUUCCUAACCUGCCUGGAGAUGGCUAAUCCUUACUAAUAUAAUGUCUUGGACAUUUAUCUGUUGCUUAAAAUUAAAUGGGUUAUUCCUUACAUAUUGCCUAAUUUGCUAUUUAAAGGCUUCUAAGAAGCGUUGUUUUAGCUGUAAAUAAAUGUACUGUAGCAUUU
Messenger RNA from Microtus ochrogaster (prairie vole), 3710 nucleotides. RefSeq names its product StAR related lipid transfer domain containing 13 (gene Stard13). Gene Ontology annotation, molecular function: lipid binding; GTPase activator activity; protein binding. Lineage: Eukaryota; Metazoa; Chordata; Mammalia; Rodentia; Cricetidae. The record is from RefSeq and is a predicted model, not a curated record. Gene Ontology annotation, biological process: signal transduction; regulation of Rho protein signal transduction; actin cytoskeleton organization.